CAGCAGAUUCUCUGCAUCCAGGCAUCAGACAGAAUCAUCCAGAGCUGGAAUCAAACCUUCAACCACUUGAAGAUGAAGCCCUUCAGUGUAGCAGUUGUGGUGGCCGUGAUGGUGGUUGUUGUGUGUGUUCACCAGAGUUCUGCUCUUCCACUCAGUGAUGUGGAAGAAGAACAGGAGAUGAUGAUGGAGAGUCCUGCAGCAGAACAAGAGCAAAUGUCCCUGAACAUCUGGGAGAUGCCGCACAGCAGGCAGAAACGCCGCACCAAGUGUCGCUUCUGCUGCGGCUGCUGUGGUGAUCCUGGUGUGUGUGGAACCUGUUGCAAAAAACGCUUUUGAACAAUGUGCUUUGAUUUCCCAUCCUGCUCCAGCAUAUCCAUUCUGUCCUGUGAGAAAAUAAAACACAUGACACUAAAACGCUGCUAUUUCU
This is a messenger RNA of Synchiropus splendidus (mandarinfish), 427 nucleotides long. RefSeq names its product hepcidin-like. The record is from RefSeq and is a predicted model, not a curated record. The transcript has 3 exons. The coding region runs from base 73 to 336 and encodes 87 amino acids. Gene Ontology annotation, cellular component: extracellular region. Gene Ontology annotation, biological process: defense response to bacterium; intracellular iron ion homeostasis. Lineage: Eukaryota; Metazoa; Chordata; Actinopteri; Syngnathiformes; Callionymidae.